CCAUAGUAUACGCUUGCCUGUAUAAUUUCGUGUUCAGAAAAAAAAUACUUUCAAAAGAUUAGUAUUGUACGUCGACGGAUUAAUCCAGAUUAACAGUCAGAUUAACCGUUAUUUAUAUUUGUGCAAGUGCGCCAAGGCGUCCAAAUCGCCAUGAUACUGUAGACCUAUAUACAGAAAGGUUUUUACGACGAUGACGAGUGAUUUUGACAAGUACCUGUUGGUUGGUGUCAUCGUUGGAUCAACAAUGUUAGUGAUCUGCACAUGGCUCAUUGUGGAUUUCUGUAUGUUUCAUCGAGAGAAAGUGAAUCAUAGGAAAAAGAAAACAGGACUCUUCUACAGUAAGAAAACCAAAAGAUUGCAAAUGCACCAUGCAUCAAUAUAUUUACCAGCGCCUGCGCCCGAUGACCCUCCUCAGGAAAAUUCAUCGGACCCUUCGUCAAAAUCUCCAAGAUGUUUAUCGCCAAUUCAAAGGUCUUCAUCUCCGUCAGCAGCCAAUACACUCUCUCCACUUCAAAACAAGAUUAAAAAAAAACUUCGAACGCAAGCAAAAGGCGGUCAUUCGCCCAGAAACCUGCAAAAAAAAUCGUCCAAUGAAAAGGGCUCUUUCAAACUCUCUGAUACUGAAGAAUCAGAAUUGUUUCCAGUAAUCAACGAUGGCAGUGUUCCAGAAAAAGAAAGCUUAUAAAAUGUCGUCAAACACUAAAUGACUGUAGAGUUCCCAUUCAAAAAUAAUUAAAUACUUGAUCUUUUA
Molecule: messenger RNA, 751 nt
Organism: Ostrea edulis (European flat oyster)
Lineage: Eukaryota; Metazoa; Mollusca; Bivalvia; Ostreida; Ostreidae
Exons: 2
Coding region: 191-685 (164 amino acids)
Source: RefSeq, a predicted model, not a curated record